AUUAUUAUUAUUAUUAUUAUUAUAGACUGAUGUGUUUUAAAUGUGGUACCAUAGUGGACAGUUAGCAUUUUCCCAUUAUAAACAGGCUUUCUUAGUACACCAGAAAUAAGCAGUUCGUUAGCUUAGCUAGCAGGCCAAUAAAUAGCUUCACAACACAGGUUCAAUUCUGACUCUCAGACGCUUCACUGAUGCGACUUUUAAAGAUAAAGACUCGAUCCAGUGAGGCAGUGAGUUAUUUUUAUGUAGAGCAGUUAGCUAUGCUAAUUUUCUUCUGUACUGUCCUAUAGCAUCAGAAGCUAGCGUUAGCUUAGUGAGCAGACUAAACAACACACCACAACACAGGUUAGAUGUAUGCGGGUGUGGAGGAUAAAGUGAGUGGCUGGUACUGGGAGUGACAGAAUCUGACCUGCUCUGUGGUGUGUCUGCUACAUCUCAUCUGUUCAGUCUGUUCAAAUAGGGCUGUAUUCUCCAUUUGUCAAAGGUAAAAGCACAGCAUGCCAGGUAGCGAAUGGGAAUAAGCGGAGCUUGGAAACUGGGAGGUAAGGGGGUGUUCAUAUUUUUGCAUAAUCAUGCACAAUCAUGUUUGAGUGUUAAGAUGUAGGGAUGCCUCUAUGCCAUUUUUAGUAGUUACCAGGACAUAAUAAUACGCAAGUGUAUGUAACAAUUUAUUAUUCAACACCAGAUUAUUUUUUUAAAUUAUGACUUUAGGGGGACUAAAAUCAGGGCCGUAACUAGGAUCAGAAUUUGAGUGAGGUCCAUUUUGCAUUUUGCAUUUCAUAGGGAAUAAACUAACUGCCAAAUAUGAGUAUUACACCAGCUGUAAGUUUCUCCUUUAGGUUUGUCUUUUUUUAACCAAAUCAUUGCUCUUUUUACCCAUCCAUAACUGUUAUGCACCUUUUCCUUCCAGUUGUUCCUUCCCCAUCCCUCCAUUCUUCUGUGCUAUUACUCUUGCAUAAACUGAUUUGAUUCCAGUUAUCCUGUUUAUUUAAUUAAUCAGAUAACUAUUAUUUUAACUAUUAUUUUAACUAUUAUUAUAACUAUUAAUUUGUAUGUUUAUUUUGAAAAAUUAAUUUGAAAGCUAAUUGCUCAAAAUGAUUUUAUUUCAUUUACUUUUCUCUUUCUCUCUACCGCAUGUCUGUCUUCACUGAUUACUGUAAAAGCACACAAUAAACAUAUGUUAUAAAAGGCUGUCUGUAGCAAACCCGGGAACAGGAAAGGCAGCUACUCAUACAGUUAAUGAGACAAAAUACAGUCUAAUGUACCUGCUGAUUUCUAAAUAAUGUCAGCUACAUGAUACUUUACCUUCAAUAUGCUGGUUAUAGUGUGAGUAUGAGUAGGUAACAAAAUAUAGUUUUAAUUUCUCAUCUAAUUACUAAUAUUGCCUACUAUGGAGCCUGUAGCCUAAACUGAGCAGCUACUGGAGCUAGACUAAAAUGUGAGGUCCGGAGAGGUAUGGAGAGGGAGUCGAAACAGCAACAUAGUCCCCAAAGAACUUGUGUUUUUUUAAGAAUGACUACUAUUUUACCAAUCUGAGCAUUAUCUAAUAAAGUUCAUGUGUAGGUUCACUGGUUGUUUUGGAAAGUAAAUAAAAUGCCUGUAUUUGUGCUGCAGUUGUAUUUGCCUAAGCUUGACCUAAACUUUAGCCCAAUAUCUAAAGCUAAUCCCAUACCUGACAUUAUUUCUUAACACUAUACAUAAUUAACUGAGUUUCACCAGAUAAUUUAUUAACAAUUCUAGCAUCUGUGAAAGUAUGACCGAAACGUCUGCUAGGUUCCCAGACAUCAUUUGUGUUUGGAGGGGGCCCAAACUUUUGCAGAAGACCAAUUUAGUUGGCCUUGAAAAGUUUUUCCUGUAGAACUCUAAAAUUCACACUCAGUCGGUCACAGACUGAUAGAAUUAUGCAAAGAUUUUGGAAUGUGAUGAUUUGAUGAUGUGAUGUUAUGAAAUUUACUGGAAUUUAUAGCAUCUAAUACUAAUGAUAUACUAAUAAUAAUCUUUCAGUCACACGUGAAGGACUACAAGUGGUCUGCACCAGCAAACUUCCAAGGAGGGGUCCACUCAACUUGUGUUGUUGCUGACGUGCCGUGUCUUCCACCCUCAGAUUAGAAUGGCAGUUGAUGGCACUGUGGAGGUUUUCAGAGAUAAGGCACCUGACGCAGUUAAACAGGCCCUGUGGAAAGAUACACUUAACCUAAGAGAUGAGGUCAUUCACCUGCAGCAUGUAAACCAGUGUCUGACCCACUCUGAGAACACAGUGAGACAGCUGCAGCUGGAGAACAGCCGGCUGCGUAACAUGGAGUCAGCUCUGCUGGAGCGGACACAGGUGGCUGAGUGGGCACUAAGACUGGCCACAGAGAGUCGCCGUCAGAAAGAUAAAGAGAUCCUGCAGCUGAGGGAGCAAAACCAGGCUCUAGUCCACACUGUGCAACAACUGCGCCGACACUGCUGGGAGAAACACUGCUGCCAUCUGGACUACAGUCAGAGCAGAGCUAAGGAUUUAACAAAGGACAAAACUGUGGCCCAUCAGCCAACAUCACACUGCAGUGAGAAAAAUGAAGCUAAUCCAUGGCCAAACCGUGAUGAGAAAGGCUUCGCUCUGAACUGUGAGCAAACAAAGAGAGUGAUGGAUAGAACGGGUGAUGAAGACCCCGACCUGCACGCUCAGUUUAAAGACAGAAAAGCUUAUGUGAGGUUUACCACUUCAAGAGUGGACCAAUAACUCACAUUAGGUUUUUGAGGUGCCUGAACUUUAAUCCAUUGA
This is a messenger RNA of Colossoma macropomum (tambaqui), 2761 nucleotides long. RefSeq lists its product as uncharacterized. The coding region runs from base 2108 to 2719 and encodes 203 amino acids. The record is from RefSeq and is a predicted model, not a curated record. NCBI's taxonomy places the organism in Eukaryota, Metazoa, Chordata, Actinopteri, Characiformes, Serrasalmidae. The transcript is spliced from 2 exons.